Molecule: messenger RNA, 757 nt
Organism: Dendrobium catenatum
Lineage: Eukaryota; Viridiplantae; Streptophyta; Magnoliopsida; Asparagales; Orchidaceae
Product: probable gamma-secretase subunit PEN-2
Exons: 2
Coding region: 53-508 (151 amino acids)
Cellular component (GO): gamma-secretase complex
Source: RefSeq, a predicted model, not a curated record
UACAGGACAUUCGUCGAACUUUCAACAGCACGGAAGUGAGAAGCGAGUUGUUAUGGAGAGGAGAGAACAAGAAGACGACGAGGAGAGGCAAGCCUCGGACCGCUUGAUCCACCGCGUCGUUGCCUCAGGUGGCGGCGGGGCUGUAGGCCACGGAGAACCGGUCAUGUGGCCGACCGUGGAUGGUCCAUUAGGUUUAUCGGAGGAGAGAUCCCUGGAAUACGCCCGCAGCUUCUUCAGGUGGGGAUUCUUCCUCCUUCCCUUCCUCUGGGCCGUCAACUGCUUUUAUUUCUGGCCCGUCCUGCGCAAUCGGUCGUCCUCCUCUUCUUCCUUCCAACGGAUUCGGCAUUAUGUUGUUGGUUCAGCAAUUGGUUUUUUAAUCUUCACAGUUGUGCUUUCUUCUUGGGCUCUUACUUUUGCAAUAGGAGGCGAGCGGCUCUUUGGUCCGGUGUGGAAGGACCUUGUAAUGUACAACGUUGCUGAGAAAUUAGGCCUCACGGGUUGGAUCUGACUUUGAGAACAUACCAAUGAUCUUUGUACAAAUAUCAACUGAAUAAAGAGAAGAGUACAAAAUUUCUCCUCUCUUCAAUUUUAGCUAACAUUGUUCAAUGGUUGGUAGGAUUUGUAGUUUUUUUUUUUCCAAAAAUGAUCCUGUUAUCCUUUAUGUGAUGAACUCUUUGUAGGUAAUAUUGAGACUUACUGUGAAGAUAACAGGGCUAGAGUUAUUUAGCUGUUGCUAAGGCUAAGAUUUUUGCUCGAA